Messenger RNA from Encephalitozoon hellem ATCC 50504, 813 nucleotides. RefSeq lists its product as uncharacterized. The transcript has a single exon. The coding region runs from base 1 to 813 and encodes 270 amino acids. Lineage: Eukaryota; Fungi; Microsporidia; Unikaryonidae. The record is from RefSeq and is a predicted model, not a curated record.
AUGGAUAAGGUUGAUCGCAAUUUACUCAAAAGCAUCUUAAAUAGUGACACUAUUUUUGCAUUGUUAGCAGCAGUCGCACUUAUUUUGGAAGCGCUAAGAAAAUUCGUUACUAGGACUUCUAAUAUCGCUACUACUGGGAUGCAGGGUGCUCUGGCUUUGUCAUGCCUAAUGUUUUUUUGGAACACAGCAGACAGCAUUACAAGAAGAAUCACAUCGGAAAGAUUCAGCAUGGAUGGAGGAUUUGGAAACCCAGCCGUCAUUGUAUCUCUUAUUGAGAUUAUUAUGGUUCUGGUUUCCAUCAAGAUGCUGUUUUUCUAUCCUUUUUCAGGAGAAGAGGUAUCCUAUAGUUAUGCUAACUUUGGACUUCUUGGUGCCAUAUUUCUGCCCUAUAUCUUCAGUGAGUGUUUGAGGCUCCUUAUAAGCUACAAGAAGAACACCAGGCGAGACAAGAUGGUUUUAUCAGUUAUAAUAGUGGGAUGUUUAACGAUGAUGGCAUUGUCAUUUAUGGAAUACAGUAAAGACAAAAACUAUAUUGGCGCAGGGCUGUUUGGUAUUGGGUUAUUGAUGCUGGCUGUUCGCCUUGGGUUUAUGCACGAAGAAGAAGCUGAGGAGCUUUUCAAUGAAGGUGAAGAUGAGGAUUCUAAGAUGUGGGACUACGUUGCCAUAUGUGCUACACUUGUGCUAGUAUCGAUUAUAUUAGCCUGGUCGCACAAAAUACUAUUUACUAAUCAAAAUGCUAGUUUCCUUGAGGUUCUCAAGUCACUUACUUUUUUAGGUAAAGAAGCACCCCCACAGAAGAAGGAUGAAAGCUAG